Messenger RNA from Hydra vulgaris (swiftwater hydra), 2134 nucleotides. RefSeq names its product D-glucuronyl C5-epimerase. The record is from RefSeq and is a predicted model, not a curated record. NCBI's taxonomy places the organism in Eukaryota, Metazoa, Cnidaria, Hydrozoa, Anthoathecata, Hydridae. Gene Ontology annotation, biological process: heparan sulfate proteoglycan biosynthetic process. Gene Ontology annotation, molecular function: heparosan-N-sulfate-glucuronate 5-epimerase activity. Gene Ontology annotation, cellular component: Golgi apparatus.
UUUCCGUAUAAGUGGCGUUCUUGGGACAGCUAGGCAUUAUAAGGAUCCAUGCUAACCGUGUCCUACUCAGGUUAUUGACAAGGUUUUAGAUGCGUUGCCUGGAAAUUAGGCCAAGAUUAUUAAUAAAUAAUAAAAUAAUUCAUAAUUUUUAAAAAACGCUCUCACGCAAAGUAGUGCUCCGUAUAUUAAUUACAGCUCGCUUUCUUUGAUCAACUCAUUUUGUGGAUUUUUUAAUAUUUUUUCAAAUAUAAAGAGCAUCAAAUAUUUUAGGAGACUUUCUUUAAGAAUGUGCAGGAAGGAGUAAUUUUCAUUUUAUUGAAAAUUUUUUAAUUGAUCCUAAUUUUUAUUUUUACAGUUAUUUUUUGUUAAUUAUCAAUAUGGUUAGUAUAGCAAUUACUUUGGAGCUUUACGGAUACUUUUCUCUAUAUAAUGGCUAAUAGUGUCAAAUUUUAUAAGUGCAUUGUUUUUUUUAACAAUGCUAAAAAAAGUUAUUCGUUUAUUAUUUAAUUGGAAAGGAACAAUAUAUUUUAUUUGUACUUUUGUUUACUUUUGGUAUGUGGGCAUGUCAAGUAUAUCUCCAUUAUUUUUUUAUCAAGACCAAGUUUCAUCCAAUUCUAAAAGCUUUUUAGCAGAUAGUAAUGGAAAUGAAAAAAUUGCUUUACCUUCUUUUUCCACUGUUCACGUCAAUGUAAAUUUCAUUCAAAAAUUUAAUGGUUUAAGUAUAAAUAAUGAAUUGUAUGUACCGUUUGAAUUCCUUAAACAUUACUAUGAGAUUUAUGGUACUUUUGAAAAAGUUGAACCAGGAGAUCCUUUACAAUUUACAUGGCUAAAUGCUGAUCCUAAUGUUCUCAAUCCUAAUCAAUUGACCUUUUUAUCGUAUUCUUUUCAAAGAAAUUAUCUUAAUUUUCAUGAAUCUGAUGUUGCUAACAGAGGGAGAGUAAAGUGUAUCUGUGGGAAGUAUGAAGUUCCUAUUUCAACACAAUGGGAUAAAAAAGGUUAUUAUUAUCCAACCCAAAUAGCACAGUAUGGUUUGUCACAUUUGAGUAAACACUAUAUUGAAAAUCAAAUUAAAAUGGACCGUAAAGAAUAUAAUAUUUUAUUAAAAAUAGGAACAGUUGGUCAUCAAAGAUAUCAGCUAUAUGAUCAAGGUUUAGAAAUGUUUAUAGUAAAGCUAAAGUUCAUUAAAUUGUUGUCUUCUUUUGAAUUAAGAAUAGUUGCUACUGAUUCAAAUGAAUACAUAAUGCAAUAUAUUCUUGAUGAUGUUAUGAUAGAAAAAAGAAAUUUAAAUCAAAUAGUUCAUGGUUUGGGUAGAAAUGUUUUCCGAUCAGAAAUUACACGUGAUUUGAAUGUUGAUUUGGUUAAAGGUCUUUUAUCAGGCAAGCAUUCAGGUGAUACAUUUGGUAUAAAAAUACAAAAAAUAUUGAGUCUUGAUAUUGAUAAUGUUCAAUAUGUAAAAGCUGUUCAGUUUGUUUAUGAAGAUCACAUUGCCAAGUUUAUGGCAGCAGCUGAUUGGCUAUUGUAUUACCAAGAUGACCAAGGUGGAUGGAAAACUAAUGUUUCCAGGAUUGUAAUUCCAGAAAUUAGAACUGAUGCUGGUUGGUACAGUGCUAUGGGGCAGGGUCAAGCAAUAUCUUUGUUAUGUCGAGUUUACUUUUACACAAAAGACACUAAGUAUUUAAAUUCAGCCCUCAGAGCAACACAUUUGUUUAGGAUACCUUCUGCAAAAAACGGUAUCUUAGCUAUGUUGUUUGAUAAAUAUCCAUGGUAUGAAGAAUAUCCUACUGUGCCACCUUUGUAUGUUUUGAAUGGUUUUAUUUAUUCUUUAUUUGGAUUGUAUGAUCUUUUAAAUAUUGCCAGUUCUAAAGAUGCUGCUGAAGCACAAUAUUUGUUUUACCAAGGAAUGAAUUCUUUAGAAACAGUACUUCCAUUAUUUGAUAAUGGCCAUGGAUCAUUCUAUGAUUUACGCCAUAUUUCUAUACCAGGAAGCAUGCCAAACAGAGCACGUUGGCAGUAUCACCGAGUACACAUUGAGCAAUUGCAUGCUAUUGUUGAACUAACAAAAAAUAGUGUUGUUAAUAGAACCUUGCAAAGAUGGAUUGGUUAUGGAUGGGGCAUCCUUGCUAAGCAUAACUAG